AUGACAAGUCCCCGUAGGAAGCGUGAGCGCAUUUGUCCCUGGUGUUCUCAGUCUUUUUCGAAAGAGGAUCACCUGGUUAGGCAUGUCCGACGCCAUACCCGUGAAAAGCCUUUCUCGUGUGCCACCUGCACAAAGUCUUUUACUCGAUAUGAUUCCCUGCUCCGUCAUGCGAGGUCUCAUGGCGUCAGCCCGCAGGUAGAAAGCCAGAAAGCGGCCAAUGCAGCAGGUGAACCUAUUCAAAACGAGACGCUUCAAAUUCAUGAACUCUCGCCAGAGUCGAUGGAAAACUCAGCACAAGAUUCCCUUUCACACGCAAAUCCUCUAUUAGCUGCCCGGUCGACCAGAGACCUGGUAGUCAGCUCGUCAUGCCAAGAGGACCCCCUGCCGGUGGGUUUUUAUGACUGGCCGGUAGACUGGGCCUCACAGCCGUCAGCAUGGCUGGCAGAUGCUGACUUCGAUUUGAGCGCGUUCAAUGCAUCUGUCAUCACUUCUUCUAUGCCAUUCAAUGAUCAAACCCCCGCCCCACUCAUGGAACCCCCUGCCUUAGUCCCGCUCCCCGUGAGUGGCGCCCCUACAGCCAUACCUGAACGACUUGAAGACACGGUUCGCCGGCGAUGGUUUACCUUCGUUGAUGGCAUUGGUACCGGCUACGACACACCCGGUGGCAGACCUGACAGUAUCCACAUUGACGAUGCUGAUCGGGAUAACUUGGCACAACGUCUGCAGCAGCGCAUCACUGGAGCGCCGUUGCCGUCAACGGACUUCUUGUUAAUCUUCUGGCAACCUCCUCAUGCUACCCUUGACGAAUUGGAUAAGUGGGAAACACAUAUAGUUCGAGAGAAAUCUGAAGCCCUGUCUAUGGUUCAAGCGGCUUUAAUCGGACAGACCUUUGGGAUGUUAUCAGGGACAUUCCAUGGAACGGUGAUCACUUGGGCGAAAAGAAAGAAUUUCUUCUCCAGUCAUCGCGCAAUUGACCUUAUCAAUAUAGAAGAUAUUGAGCGCGCACCUGAGUGGGCAUGGAGAGUAUGGUCUCAGGCGGAAGAAGAGAUCCGGCUCUGGGCCGCGAUUUCCAUCCUGGACGCUGAACUGUCCGAACUAUUACUCAGUGAGCCUCUUCUGCGACACCUUUCGCCGUCCGAUCUAGUAUCCGAGGACGAUCUUUGGACGGCUCCAACUGCGCAGGCCUGGGGUAAUGCUGUGCGACGUCGAGCUAAACAACCCGGGAUACAUAUUAACCUCUCCUCACCUCCCAGUCAAGCGAUAGGAUUUCGCUCGUAUGUUCAGCUAGAAGGAGUCACCUCAGCCAUUAGGGAUGCUACGGACUCUCUAGAGAAUGGCAGGAGAGAUUUGCUCCUAGUGAAAUACCAACCAGUUCUGAUGAGCUUCUACGACCGCUAUCUUCAUCCUUUCCAGCAGCUCUCGUUUCCGCAAGGGGAUAAAGAUAAAUACUGUCAGCAGGCUCUUUGGCAUGCCAACUUCCUUAGCCUCCUAGCUGAUCUGGACCGCUUAGAGCAAGCGCUUGGGCGUGAAGGCUUUGAUGAAGCUCAGCGCAAUACAAGCUAUGUCCGGGCGUGGGCAAACUCAUCUGACGGCCUGCGCUGUGCCAUCCAUGCUGUUUUGAUUCUCCGUCUGUUAGAGACGCUGCCAGCUGGGGGAACCGAGCCGGCAAUCCAUGUCCCCCGAGUGCUUUUCCGGGCAUUUUUUUAUGAUCCUUGUGUCGCGGUUCGAAUCAAUCCUGGUGAGUAUGAAUAUACAGUUUCGAGAUCUCUUCUCUGCAGAGAUUCCGAGGCUUUCUCAGCCAUGUUUACAGAUGAGUUCAAAGAGAGACAAGAGCAGGCAGCAUCCUCGUAG
Aspergillus udagawae is the source of this 1851-nucleotide messenger RNA. Its product is annotated as C2H2-type zinc finger protein. The coding region runs from base 1 to 1851 and encodes 616 amino acids. The record is from RefSeq and is a predicted model, not a curated record. Lineage: Eukaryota; Fungi; Ascomycota; Eurotiomycetes; Eurotiales; Aspergillaceae. Gene Ontology annotation, molecular function: RNA polymerase II cis-regulatory region sequence-specific DNA binding; DNA-binding transcription factor activity, RNA polymerase II-specific. Gene Ontology annotation, biological process: regulation of transcription by RNA polymerase II. The transcript is spliced from 5 exons. Gene Ontology annotation, cellular component: chromatin.